Messenger RNA from Bemisia tabaci, 2526 nucleotides. Lineage: Eukaryota; Metazoa; Arthropoda; Insecta; Hemiptera; Aleyrodidae. The record is from RefSeq and is a predicted model, not a curated record.
AAAGAUGAAAUCCUCGAAGAGCCCCAGCAUGCACCUACUCCCGCAAAAAUCUGGACCUCUCAGUAUACAAAUCUCGCUAAAGCCGCAGCGCGUGGCGCACUUCAGUCUCAAGAGCUCUAAAAAUUAUUGCAUCAUCUCCAGAGGCCCUGAGCUUAUCCCAGCCAAAAAGUGCAUCCUUCUCUCAGUCGAGAUCACUAUCAAACGCACAAUGGACGCGCUCCUGACUUCAUUUGAAGAUGCCUGGACCUCGGCCCCCGAACACAAAAAACCGCUCGUCACCCAAGCACAUCGCAAAAAAAUGGCAGGAACGCCGAUCAGACCAUGGACACCUCAGCUAUUCUCCAUCAGUUAAAGUUCAUCCCCAGUGUCUUCUCCCGAAGUACAGUUCGCCAGUGAUGACCCUAGAAACCCAAAGAACAAAAACAUCACCCCAGGCCCCCUUCAACCCUCAGUGCGCAUCUCCCAUCAGCCAUACCCACCCCUAGUGCAAGUGCUCCCGAACCAGCCACCGUGAAGCCCAUCUCCGGCCCCUCACCGCCGUGCAAAAACUCCAACACCCCUAGUGCCCUCAUGCCAAAAUCGCAAGUUGUGAAACCCCUCUCCGCCUCUACACCCCCGGCAGUUCCGCGCGCCACAACACCGCGCGCGAAAUCCAACACUCCUAGUGCGGUCAAGCCUAAAUCGCCCGCCGUGAAACUUAACUCUAACCCUACAAUUCCACCAACCCAGUGCGCCAAAAAACCCAACACCCCUACUGCAGUCAAGCCUAAAUCGCCCGCCGUGAAACUUAACUCUACCUCUACAAUUCCACCAACCCAGUGCGCCAAGUCGCCAUGCGCAAAAUCCACCCCCAGCUCCAAGCAGUCGAGCGCCCUUCAACCAAAACCCCGGACUUCACGAGCCCGAACAACCAAUAAUGCACCCUUGGACUCACAACCCAAGAAUAAUACCUCCAAGGCCACAACAAACACUCCUGGGACCAAAACGCCUGCACAAGCCCCUGGAAAACUAGCAACCACAUGCAAAAUUCCAAAGAAACCCAACACACAGGAUUCCAUGCUAUCUCGCACCACGCACCCCCCGGCCAGGACUACCCCUACACAACCACCAUCUGACACCCCCAGGAAACGAAAAUCACCGAAACGAAAAUCACCAUCCGAGUUGUUCCUCGAACUAGGCUUGGACCUACCAGACCUGUUAUCUCCACUACAUUCGCCCGUCAGCGCACCUCCGCCACCUUCCAAUGGACUUCCACCGGCCAUACAGACUCCGCCAUUCUCCCCACCCCCGAUUCCGGAACACGCCGCUAAUCCCUCCACAGCAGAAUCACCAGCAACACCAGGUACUUCAGUGGCAGCGCCUCUAGAGCCAGAGCCCUUACCUCUUUAUGCCGCACCCUUCCAGACCUCCUUCCCUACUCUACGUCACUACCCACAACCAGCCCAAUUUCUGUAUGCCCUCUCCUCCCUGCUAGGCCCCUUACACUAAUCCCCAGCCCAACCUGAAUAUUUUCUAUCAAUUCACCCCACACCGCUCCCUGAACCAUGGGUUCAACCAUACACCCCCACCCCGCUGACCGCUUCCAUCCCCGUCCACACAGGAUUCACUGGACCCACAUGGAACAGCAGAAGAGCUGGAAAACGCGUACAGCGCAAAAAACAGCGUUACGCGACUUCGUCAACCCCUCAAGUGCGCCAUUCUCUACAUUUUUGUACAUUAUAUUUCAUUACUAUUAUUGUGAGGCAGCUCCGUAUUCAGCGCCCCUCAAACUUGCCGGCUGCUUUUGAGCGCCCCCCUAGUUUAAGAUGCACCAUAAUUUUUUCUUUAUGUGGCAGCUAUCACUGAGCGCCCUCCUAAUUUAAGAUAGAAUGUAAUGUUUUUCUGAGGCAGCUACCAUUAAGCGCCCAACUAGUUUAAGAUACACCGUAAUUUUUCCUCAUGUGUCAGCUAUCACUCAGCGCCUUUCUAAUUUAAGAUAGAAUGUAAUUUUUUUCUGAGGCAGCUACCAAUAAGCGCCCAACUAGUUUAAGUUACACCAUAAUUUUUUCUUAUGAGGCAGCCACCCUUUAGCGCCUCUUACUCGUGCCGGCCGCUAUUCAGCGCCCAUGAGUUAGCUAGAAUUAUGCUAUAAGAAGCCCCCCCCCCCCAUCAUUAGCACCCCCUUCAAAUGUUCACGUGGCAGCUUCCAUAGUUAGCGCCCGUUUUUUCACCCUCCAUCUUGCCUGGUUGUUCGGCCUUUUGAAAUUGCUUCGCAAUUUUGUUAGGUGCGUAAGGUGUGGCGGCGCGGCACUCGCACUCAGUAAUGCGCGUGGCGAGCUGACGCGCCCGCUCGACGCAAUUCCGCCUUCGGCCGCUAGUUGCAAUUCGAUCGCUCGGUUCCCUAUCGCAAAGCUGCAAACCAGCCUGGUGGGGAGUCGGCGAUCGACUAUAAAUAGUGGCCGAGGCAUAGGCCGGGCACCAGUAUCAAAGACAUAAAGACGGAGUGCUCGUAUCUAAAAGCACGGGGAAAAAGUGAAGCCUGGUUUG